Messenger RNA from Haliotis rubra (blacklip abalone), 4667 nucleotides. RefSeq lists its product as uncharacterized. The record is from RefSeq and is a predicted model, not a curated record. Lineage: Eukaryota; Metazoa; Mollusca; Gastropoda; Lepetellida; Haliotidae. The transcript is spliced from 20 exons. Bases 359 to 2386 code for a protein of 675 amino acids. Gene Ontology annotation, molecular function: signaling adaptor activity.
UCCGCCAGAGACUUCCAGCGCAGGUGACAAUCCGGCGAGGACAUCUUCUUUCUCCGUGCCUUUUUAUGAUAACCACGGUUUUGUUCUAACACCCACCAUACCUGGACCGAUUGGUGGUGAUAUGGUCGGUCCCUAUCUGUCCCUAGUCCCUCUAACAUUACAGGUAUGCCUCUACCUGCUCAUAGGUGCGAUUGGAGCUCAGGUCUAUUUUAGGCGUUUCACUUCCUGGUCGUAAGCUCACGUUGAACAAACGCUCAGUGGCUCACAUCGAGAAAUAUGCGUCGUCGGUUACCGCAAGUCUUAAGAUUCUACUCUAACAAGUGAGGAUUUUAUAUUUAUUGGGACAGUUUCUUACACUAUGGAUUACGUGAACUUACCGAACAGUCCCUACAAACUGAUAGACGGAUGGUUGCAACACAAAGGAACGCACGAUUCCAAGUGGGUGCAGUAUUGGUGCGUCAUCAAGGAAUUCACCCUGUAUAUUUUCAAAAACCAGGAUACAAGCAGAGAAAAUCAUAUUGGCGUGCUUCAGCUUGGCUCCGAUACCAAGUACAGGACGGGGGAGAGUGAUGAGAAGAAGGGUUAUAGAUUCGACCUGUACACCACCAAACGACUCAACAAGUUUAGGACAACCAAGUUUAGCGAACGAGAGCUAUGGAAGGCAUUCAUUAUUGGACUGGCGCAGGGCGAUGUUUCUGAUGGUCUUGACCUUCUGCCGGGUCAGAUCCACAAGAUCCGGGACGACAUACAACGUGUAAGGGGCAAGUCCCAGAACCCACCACUUCCCAUCUCCUCUUCUCGGAUGCCCCCCGACAGCAGCAGUGUGGGUACAGGCUUCUCCUCCCCAGACAACAGCAUCACCUCUAUCUUCCCCGACAACCAAUCACACUUGUCUCUGGACAAUGGCGGACCAAUGAUAAGACACAGAUUUUGGAGGGACCCAGACAACAGCGAAAUACCCACAUGGUUCUUUUCUGGCAUCACACGAGAUAUUGCAGAGAAAGUUCUAAACAGUGGCGGCAACUAUGGCAACACACUGAUGAGAGAGAGCGUCACAUUCCGGGACACUGGGAGUUACGUCAUCACGAAGAAGAUGGAACAUGCUAGACGGAACCCAUUUAACCACUUUGAGGUGAUCCGCAUCGCUGAAGGCUUCAAGAUCAAUGUGGAAAAUGCACACAAGUCGAUCCCGUGCCUGUCGGAGGUGAUGGACUACUUUGUAAAUAUGUCGGGAGCUGCAGUCACUCGACCCCUCAUCACUAAUGACGUGAAGAUUCUGGGACUGGAGGCACCAGAUUAUCAGACUCGCAUUGAAAGCAAAAGGACAAAUCCUGACAGUGGGGAGGAAUAUCAAGAAGCUGAAGAUUAUGAAGAAGCCCAUGUCCAGUCGUCAAGAAACAUGCAGCGAAGGCCAGAUGUACAUGCAACAUGGAGUCCUCAAAAGUAUUUUCCAGGGAACCGAGGUGCAGGAGGUGGUUAUGGUGGCAGUACAGUGUCAGGCUAUGGUGCCCGGAACAGGUCCAGCAUUGACCCUGUCCAGCUGAGUGAGGGAGUAAAAGUAGCAAAUGUGAUGAGUAACCUGGACUCCACCAUCAACCACUAUGACCCCUACAAACAUGGUUACAAUCGGCGGGGCAGAAAUGAAAUCGAUGAAGUUGUCGAGCUUGGACAGGCACCACCCCUUCCCUGCCUUCGUGGCCGUCGACAGAGCCAGCCGGUCCUGCACAUUACAGCAGACAUCAGUACACAAGGCCCUGAUAAACGGUCACACCCUCGAUGGCAGAGUAGAACCAAAUCAGUUCCCAAUCUGGGAAUUCUAGGUGACCUCAGCUAUCUGAACAAACAAGUGCCAGUUCCCAGUGAAAGCCCCACCCUUAUGUCACCCACCCAGACACCACACCGGCCUCUGUCUACUAUUCCAGUGCCAGUUCCCAGUGAAAGCCCCACCCUUAUGUCACCCACCCAGACACCACACCGGCCUCUGCCAAAACCUCCAGAACAGGAGGACACGGAGAAAAGUCCACCUAUGUCUGGAUUCCAGAAACAGCUUGAAGAUGCAAGAUUAAAACUUUCUGGUGGACCCAACAAGAAGGACACCACUGUGGACCAAGAAUACUAUGAUGACGCUGUUGCUCUCCAACUUUCAGAAGGAAAGAGUGUAUCAUUUGCCAACACACCCUCAGAAGAUGGUUCCAGUGAAUCAGGGGCUACUAACAAGCAAGGGUUCAAGGAACGUCUUGAAAUGCUGUUGGCUGGUGGACCAAGAACAACUAAUCCAGUGCAGAGGACAUCAGCUGUACCCACAUCACCUGUGUCACAAGGCCCCGUGGAGGAGGAGGAGGAGGAGUAUGAUGAGGUCCUCUAUGAACACAUAGAUGGUGUGUAACUGAUUGCUGGACCUCGCCAGUGCACAGCAUGGGUUGCUCAUAGCCAGCACUGACAGCUGCACUGUUGCCACAGUACAGCAGAUCAUCUAAUCACUGAAGAAUCUACAGAAACCUAUUUUAUCUGACUAUAUUCCAAACCUGUAUAUAGUUCAUGCCAGUUCGUUUGGAACUUGUGUCAUCACAAGAAGCACAAAAUGUGACUGAGUUUCCCAUUGAGAUAAGGGGGGACCUAAGAUGGCAUUGUGUGAUGGCCACAUGAGAGGAGGUCCUCUAAGGUGUGAUGAGAUCAUCCUUGAACUGAUGGUAUCCAGAUUGUGAUGUAUUGUGAUUAACAAGGAGUCCUGGAAGGGCUGGACAAAAUGAGAAUAUAGCGUCAGUUUAUGUGGUCGUGAUCAUGAUAGACUCAUACUUGGGACAUUGCAAUGAAACAUGCAAACUGUAGAGUUGAGCACCAUCAGGUUGAAAUACCUUGAAUACAUCAUUCGGGUGAGAAAAUUGUUAAAAAAGAAGACUGCACAUCCAGUGUGCUGUUUUAUUGGUUGUAUUGUUUUUAAGAUGUAUACAGUAAUAACUGUUCACUAACAACCCAUGUUUGUCAUCAGACUGAAAUGGGGCUCAGUAUUAACUGCACAUUUUUUUAAAAGACCUAGUUAUUUACUCUUCCACUAUCCCAAGUUUUGUAAAAAUAUUUGUGGGGCAGGCAUCAAAGAAAGCCUAUACCUGAUGCUGUCACCACCACCCAAGGAAAGACGUCAAGCCCAGCGAGAGAAUUAGGGGCUUCAUCAAGUGUCUUGAUACAUGGGCGGAUCCAGGAAUUUUGAAGAAGUGUGUGUGUGUUUCAAAGCCCCUGAAACACCCCCAUUGGCUCCGCCAACGCGAAAAAAAUAAUCAAUGUGGUCUUAAGUCAUUUUCAGGGGUGUCGAAACCCCCUGAACCCCCCCUCUGGAUCUGCCAAUGAUGAUAUGUCCAUAUAACACACAUAUAAAGGCUUACAGUACUCUUCUACAGUGUGGUUUAUAUGUAACUGUGUAUACUGUGUACAGAGACCAUACAAUUAUAUGUUAUAUUCUGUAGUACAAUACAGACAAAUAACUUCUGUGAUAUGCACUGCGACACAACUGAACUACAUGCAUCUGACUACAGGUACUUAUAACAUGAAGAACUGGCACAGUCUGUUGUUACUGCGUCAUGUUGUAAACAGUUUCUGCUGGUUGUCAGUACUUACACUGUGUCAGCGUGUUGCUGAAACUGCAGUAAACCAUACUCGUUCAGUCAAUACAAAUUACUUGGACUGUUGUUUAAAGGAAGUCUCUCCAGACAGACUAACCACACACUCAAAGCAAUCUUCUACAGGACUUUUAAAGUGAGAUUAAAAUAGCACAUAUAUUUAGAUGAUGAGUUGAUGUGUAUAAACAUAUUCUGAUGUUGUACAUAUACUUCCACAUAUGCAGGAGUGUCUUCACAGUUAGAUAGAGAAUCUGACCCACGUGUCUUCUGAUAUCAAAUAUAUCAACACAAGUUGAUUAAAGUUUGUUGAGGAUAGUUUUACGUUAGUCCAUUAGUGUUGAUAUGUUUUAUAUCAGAGUGUUCAUUUAUCAUUCAAAAUCAUUCUUCAUCAGUUAUCAGUAACUGAAUGAACUGCCAUUCAGCCUCUUCUUUGAGAGCCAUUUUAGAAGUUGUAUAGAUGAAGGAAAACCAAGUUCUAUGGAUAGUCAACUUCUUUCUUGCAAUGGGUACAACGUUUCGGUGUAGGUACUAACACUGUUAUCAAGCAAGUGAUGCUUGAUAACAGUGUUAGUACCUCCACCGAAACGUCGCACCUAUUGCAAAAACAGAAGUUGACUAUCCAUAGAACUUGGUUUUCUUGCCAUUCAGCCUUUUGAGCAGUGAUCCCAGUGAGGUCAUAGCAUUGUGACAUCAUCAACACCUUUGUGACAUCAUAGCAUUGUCAGCUGUGUUCUUAGUGAUGUCAAAGCAUUGUGGGGUCAUUAACUGACGAUGUAGUACCAUUAUGACAAUUCAAUUGUUGCGAUAUCUAAAAUGUAGAUAUCGCUUGAUCUCACUCAAGCUGUAUCUACUGUGGGAGUCAGUUUUGGAUGAUAAAUUGAAAUAUCAGCUUUGUAUAAGAUGAAGAGCUGAUGUGUAUAAACUUGGUAUGAUGUUGUACAUAUACUGGGGACUUUGUGUACCAUUGUAAAUACAGAAUCGGGUCUCAGUUUUUUUAAAUCAGAUGGGACAUAUUAUGUGUAAACAUUGUAAUAAAUAAAACAUGAAACCAAU